UCCAAACAUGGCCAUCACACGUCUCGUCAACAUCCCUACAGAGUCACCCUUCACCCCCACAUCCUCCAUCGCCCGGGUAUCGCCCGCACACAUGCCCCGUGCCCUGUGGCUCCCACUGGACUUCACCCUGGGCGCGCUGGCAUGCAGCGGCGCGUGCAUGUUCACCAACCCACUAGAGGUGGUAAAGACCCGACUGCAGUUGCAGGGUGAGCUACAGGCUCCUGGUUCAUAUCAACGGCACUACCGCGGGGUUUUGCAGGCGCUGUUGGUGGUCGGGCGGACGGACGGGAUUCGAGGGCUACAGAAAGGCCUGACGGUGGCACUGUUGUACCAGGGCCUGAUGAACGGGGUUCGACUCGGGUUCUACUCUUACACAGAGGCAUCGGGAUUUACAGCCGCACCGGGAGGAAGUCUGAUCGCAGGGGCCACAGCGGGAGCGCUCGGGGCGUUCAUUGCAUCCCCUGCUUAUCUGGUAAAGACUCAUCUGCAGGCGCAGGCGGUGGCGACCAUCGCUGUUGGACAUCAACACAACCAUCAGGGUGUGUUCAGUGCAUUUGUGUCCAUCUAUCAGCGAGAGGGGGUGUUGGGUCUGUGGCGCGGGGUGAACGGGGCCGUGCCCAGAGUCAUGGUGGGGUCAGCCGCUCAACUCGCCACAUUCAGCUCCGCAAAAGGCUGGGUCACACACGCACAGUGGUUCAGUCCACACAGUUGGCUCGCCGCUCUCACAGCUGCUGUUAUCAGUGGUGUUGCUGUGACGAUCACCAUGACGCCGUUUGAUGUUAUCAGCACACGACUUUACAACCAACCAGUGGACGAGUUCAAAAGGGGUCGUCUGUAUUGUGGUUUUGUGGACUGUCUGAUGAAGGUUUGCAGGACAGAGGGGAUUGUGGGUCUGUAUAAAGGCAUGACUCCAGUGUUCGUGCGUUUGGCUCCUCACACGGUUCUCAGCAUGCUGCUCUGGGACGUCCUGAGACAGAAAGCACUGCUGUACACACACUAACACACUUUUAUUAUAGUGAUGCUGAAUGACCUUGAACUAAAAAUGAAGGCCUUGAGUUCACAUGAAGUGCGAAAAAUCUCUUUCUGGACCUGUGAAGAGAAGUUUUUAUUAUUAUUAUUUGUGUUGUUUUAUUGUCAUGACCGCAUGCAGAUGUUUAAACUUGAACUGCUUUUUUAAAUGCAUAUGAAGAGGAUUAUGAUUAAUAGUUACAUGAUCAUGUUUAUAUUUUACCUCAGUAGUUUGUGUUAUUUUUAUGUGUCAAAACUACAAAAUAACGCUGUAAACAAUAAAGUGUUUUUAUUAUCAA
Molecule: messenger RNA, 1307 nt
Organism: Myxocyprinus asiaticus (Chinese sucker)
Lineage: Eukaryota; Metazoa; Chordata; Actinopteri; Cypriniformes; Catostomidae
Gene: slc25a34
Product: solute carrier family 25 member 34
Exons: 5
Coding region: 8-1000 (330 amino acids)
Source: RefSeq, a predicted model, not a curated record